CACAGAAAGCACACAACAUCGCAAUGUUGGACCAGCUCCUGGACACUUUGAACAGCAAGCCCUCAGAUCCUGUGCGGCUGCCACUCCUGAGCAGCCAUGGACCUGUCCUGAUGAUAUUGGCCACCUACCUGCUCUUCGUGAAGGUCGUGGGUCCAAGGAUUAUGCAAAACAGAAAGCCAUUCGAUCUGCGUGGUGUGAUUAAGGCCUACAACAUCAUGCAGAUCCUGUACAACAUAGUCAUGUUCGUGUUCGCGAUCCACUUCAUGCUCGGGCCUGGAGACUAUAACUUUAGAUGCAUCAAAAACCUACCGCGCGACCACGAAUUUAAGACCUGGGAACGCUGGCUUACCUAUUCGUACUUCUUCAACAAGCUCUUGGAUCUGCUAGAGACCGUCUUCUUCGUCCUGCGAAAGAAGGAUCGCCAGAUAUCCUUCCUGCACGUCUUCCACCAUGUGUACAUGCUCUACUUCUGCUUUAUGUACUUGUACUACUACGGCUACGGUGGCCAUGGGUUCUUCAUGUGCUUCUUCAACGUAAUCGUGCACAUUAUGAUGUACUCCUACUACUACCAAUCCUCCCUCAACAAGGACUCGCGGACCGAUCUCUGGUGGAAGAAGUACAUCACAAUCGUUCAGCUCAUCCAGUUCGGAAUCAUUUUGGCGCACAGCAUAUACACGCUGAGGCAGCCGGACUGUCCCUCAUCACAUUUUUCAGCAACUUGUGCAGGAAGCAUCUGCUUCGUAUUCAUUAUCUUGUUUGGCAACUUUUACUACCAAGCCUAUAUUCGGCCCAGAAAAACUGAAAACAAGGUACUUUAAGUAUGAUCGGAUCUCUAUCGAGAUUAAAAUUUUAAGUUAAGAUUUUA
This is a messenger RNA of Drosophila rhopaloa, 865 nucleotides long. RefSeq names its product elongation of very long chain fatty acids protein F-like. NCBI's taxonomy places the organism in Eukaryota, Metazoa, Arthropoda, Insecta, Diptera, Drosophilidae. The record is from RefSeq and is a predicted model, not a curated record. Gene Ontology annotation, cellular component: endoplasmic reticulum membrane. Gene Ontology annotation, biological process: fatty acid elongation, monounsaturated fatty acid; fatty acid elongation, polyunsaturated fatty acid; fatty acid elongation, saturated fatty acid. Gene Ontology annotation, molecular function: fatty acid elongase activity. The transcript has 2 exons. The coding region runs from base 24 to 818 and encodes 264 amino acids.